This is a messenger RNA of Macrosteles quadrilineatus (aster leafhopper), 648 nucleotides long. RefSeq lists its product as uncharacterized. Bases 1 to 648 code for a protein of 215 amino acids. The record is from RefSeq and is a predicted model, not a curated record. Lineage: Eukaryota; Metazoa; Arthropoda; Insecta; Hemiptera; Cicadellidae. The transcript has 5 exons.
AUGACGGCCUACAACACACUGUCACUGGUGGUGGUAGGCCUGUUGUCGGUCAUAGGCAUGGUUGACUUAUUUGGAUCUAAAGUGGGGCCUUAUGACCUCGAGAUUGAAAGAUUAGCAGACUGUAAGGACCAAGGGUCCCGUCAAAUUAUUAUUGGAACCAAAAUAACUAAGGCUGGCAGAGGGAAGUAUCUGUAUAAAGAGAAAUUUUCGUUUCUGGUUCCUGUUGAUGAUGACUUCAAGGAAUACGUCGAAGUUCAAAAAUGGGGAAACGGUGGCUGGAGACCAAAAUACAUGGAGGUGACUUUGAAAAACUGCGAUGAAAUUUUCAAUGUACUAAAAGACAUGUACAAAAACUUGAUGAGAUCUGCGGGUGUUAGUUUGGAAAAGUGUCCUAUCCCUAUGGGGAACUACACGGCUAAAGACUUCAUCAUCGAGUUGAACAUUGAAAAAACCGUACCUGUCAUGGAGUAUGGAAAGUAUCGAGCACUUAUGAAUCUCAUAUAUAAAGACGAAAAAGUUGGAUGUAUGAUGUUCUACGUUGAAGUGGUUCCCAAGUCUUUGGGUUCUUUGUUUCCCAAAGGAGACGUCAUCUCCAAUGUAUCUCUGAAGCCUUUCAUCUUCAGCCUGUCUUCAAACAUCUUCUACUAA